Molecule: messenger RNA, 1003 nt
Organism: Portunus trituberculatus (swimming crab)
Lineage: Eukaryota; Metazoa; Arthropoda; Malacostraca; Decapoda; Portunidae
Exons: 3
Coding region: 181-744 (187 amino acids)
Source: RefSeq, a predicted model, not a curated record
GGCUCAGGACCUUACCUUACCUUGCCUUACCUUGCGGGGUGGAGGAGGAGUACUGCCAGCCCCGCCCCUCGAAGUUCCCGCCCAGCCCCUGUCUUUCCCUCGUCCCGCCCCUUGGCAAUUCUUCCUAUAUAUACGCCCACCUCUUUACAGCAAGACAGUGACUCAAGUGAGACAAACAACAUGAUGAACAACGCUAUGCUGGUGGCAGUGGCCCUCCUCUCCGUGGCAUCUCUAGCGUUGGGUGAUGUCCGCUACGUAGCCCCGGCACCGGCCUGCUAUGCUCCCACUGUCACUGCCUACGAGACGGUGACGGAGGUGAAGACGUCAACGGAAACUGUCUACAAUACUCUGGUGGAGCAGGUUGUGGUCACCGAAACAGAGUCUCUCACCGAAACUGCCACAGCCACGGAGACUGAGUUUGUGACCGAGACGGAGACAGAGAUCAACACAGAGAUCGAGCAGGUCAUCUCCACGGCUUUCGACACCGUGUACGAGACUGUAGUGGAGACGGAGGUGGAGACUGAGGUGCUGGAGAAGACAAUCGUGGCCACGGAGACAGAGAUUCAGAAGGUAGAGGUGACGAAGUGCGCUCCUGCCUACCACCCUGCCCCUUACCACAGGCCCUCCUACCACCCCCCUGCCACCGGUCACGUCUCCUCCUCCCUCGGUAGCUUCAAGGGCUAUGAUGGCUUCGAAGGGUUCAAUUUCAAGGGGUACAAUCCAUUCAGGGGCUAUGGACAUUAAGUAAAUUCAGGCGGUUGUGUGUUUAGCGUGUUGUCCUGAGUUUUCAGCCCCUCAGCUCUGAUUAAGUUAAUUGGUUAAACUGUUUAGAUUGUGUAAGAUGUCCACGAUGCUCUACGCUAUAAUGUUUAUGCUCAGUUUUUAUUUAUUCAUUCAUUCUUCUUUUAUUUUCUCCUCUUUCUUCUCCUCCUCGUAAUCUUCUUCCUCGUUCUCCUUUUUUCUUUCGUCUUCUACAUAUUUCGACUGUUUUUUUUAUUUUUUA